GAGAGAGAGAGACAGCUUUAACGGGAGCUACGAGACAGUCACCCUCCUGUGCGUCCAAUAUGGGCUGGGAUUUGUUCUGCAUGCUGUUCCUUCUCACCUAUCAGGCACACACAGGGGAUGCAUCUCCCUCAAUCGUUGAUUUCCAGGACGUCAGAACGAUUGCCGCCGGUCAGCCCUUUCACUUCAUAUGCAAAGAUUCCAGCAUGGUGAGCUGGACCUACCAUAGGCUUGGAAGGAAACCAAAAUCUUUGGUUACCCAGUCGUUUAAUGGGAGUAACACUGAUCGUGUAUAUUAUAACCGGAAAGCUGAGUCCAGACACACCGGAAGAUACACAUGCACCAAUACGGUGACCCAGGAGAGCGUCUCCUUCUAUUUGUUUGUGAAAGACCCAACCAACCCAUUUUCUGAAACCCCUAAUUAUUUUGAUGCACCUGAAGGGAGCGAUACUGGAGGGAUUUGUCCUCUUGCUGAUCCGGAUGCUGUGGAUUUUGGAAUAAAAACCUGUGAUAAUUCUCCACUACCAAAAGAUUUCACCUAUACUGCAGACGCUGAGAUCGGAAUCACCAUUAAAAAUGUACAGAUGCAUUUCAAAGGCUGCUACGUAUGCACUGCCACGCAAAACGGCUUUGUGAGGACAUCUCCCAGAUUUAUACUGCAUGUAAAACCAGCUCACAAAACCUUACCCACGGUAUACCUGACAAAAUCCAGGCAACUCGUCAAGAUUGGAGAAGCCUUUGAGGUCACUUGUGUUGUGAAGGAUGUUUUCAGUACUGUGGAAGCUAGUUGGCUUGACCAACGGAAUAUGAACGUCAUGCAAAACAGUCGCUAUCUUUCUCCAAACAACUACGUGCGAAAUUUAACUCUGAAGAGCAAUGCCGUCCAGUUUAAUGAGUCGGGGACAUUUACCUGCCAAGCGAAGAACAGCAUUGGUCAAGUGAACGUCACCUUCACUUUAGAAGUUAUAGACACGGGGUACAUCAGCCUGACUAUCGCAGAUAACACCACUAUAGAUGUCAAUGCAGGAGACAACCUUGUCUUAAAAGUUUUCAUCGACGCGUACCCCAGACCAGAUGAAGAAGUAUGGACUUUCAUGAAUGAAACAUUAUUAAACACGUCGGACCAUUUUGUGCAGUCACAUGAGGACGGCUUCAACAGGUACGUCAGUGAGCUACAUUUAAUUCGCCUGAAAGGAACUGAGAAAGGCGAUUACACGUUUUACGUCUCCAAUUCUGAUGCCAACACUUCUGUCACCUUCAGUAUUUUCGUAAAAACGAGGCCGGAAAUCGUGUCAGCGGUGAGAAUCAGUGAUGGGCUCCUGCAGUGUGUGGCGGCAGGAUUCCCCAUUCCCUCCAUUGACUGGUAUUUUUGUCCUGGAAGCGAGCAAAGGUGCCAAGACUCUGCAGUGAUUUCACCAGUGGAUAUUAAGAUCAGCCAGGAAAACUCAUCACUUGGACGCAUGGUGGUAGAAAGUACCAUUGACGUGGGUUCUAUUAAGAAGAACGGCACAGUGCAGUGCAUCGCCUACAAUGAGGUUCAUAGCAGCUCAUCGGUUUUUAGCCUGGCUAUUCAAGAAAAUAUUAGCACCCACACCCUGUUCACUCCUCUGCUGAUUGGCUUUAUUGUGGCCGCGGUACUGAUGUGUAUUGCUGUUGUAGUCCUUAUGUACAAAUACAUGCAGAAACCAAAGUAUGAGAUACAGUGGAAAGUGGUAGAAGAAAUCAAUGGCAAUAAUUAUGUUUAUAUUGACCCAACACAGCUUCCUUACGAUAACAAGUGGGAGUUUCCCAGAGAUAGACUCUGCUUCGGUAAAAUCUUAGGUGCUGGAGCGUUUGGAAAAGUGGUCGAAGCUACGGCUUACGGUCUUUCAAAACCAGACACCACCAUGACAGUGGCCGUUAAAAUGCUGAAACCCAGUGCUCACGCAACCGAGAGAGAAGCCCUUAUGUCUGAACUGAAAGUUUUAAGUUAUCUUGGACACCACAAAAAUAUUGUGAAUCUCCUGGGAGCCUGCACUGUGGGAGGACCAACCCUUGUCAUCACUGAAUAUUGCUGUUAUGGAGAUCUUUUGAAUUUUUUGAGAAGAAAGCGGGAUUCGUUUAUUUGUCCAAAAUUUGAAGAACAUUCAGACACCGCACUUUAUAAGAACCUUCUUAAUUCAAGAGAUCACAUUUGUGAAGGAUUGAGUGAAUACAUGGACAUGAAGCCAGGAGUAUCUUACGUUGUCCCGCCUAAAAAAGACAAAAGGAGAUCAGGUUCGUAUGUUGAUCAGGAUGUCAGCAUUGCUAUGCCUGAAGAGGAUGAUUUAGCAUUGGAUACAGAGGAUCUCAUCAGCUUUUCGUAUCAAGUUGCUCAGGGCAUGAACUUCCUUGCUUCUAAAAAUUGCAUUCACAGAGACCUAGCAGCGAGAAACAUCCUCCUCACUCACGGCAGAAUUACCAAAAUCUGUGACUUUGGCCUCGCAAGAGACAUUAAGAACGACUCGAAUUAUGUGGUCAAGGGAAAUGCCCGGCUCCCUGUGAAGUGGAUGGCUCCUGAAAGCAUCUUCCAUUGUGUGUACACAUUCGAAAGUGACGUCUGGUCGUACGGAAUACUCCUCUGGGAAAUAUUUUCUCUAGGGAGCAGCCCAUAUCCCAGAAUUCCGGUGGAUUCCAAGUUCUAUAAAAUGAUAAAGGAUGGAUAUCGAAUGCUAAGUCCAGAAUGUGCACCAGCUGAAUUGUACGAAAUAAUGAAAAGUUGCUGGAAUGCAGACCCACUGAAGCGACCAACAUUUAAACAAAUUGUACAGAUGGUGGAACAGCAGCUGUCAGAUGGCAAAGGACGUUCACUCUCAAAUACUUCUCCUGUAAUUACGAAUCAAGUACCCUUGGAUCACUCAGUGCGUAUAAAUUCAAUUGGGAGCAGCACAUCUUCAACACAACCAUUACUGGUACCUGGAGACCACUGAGCCAGCAUAGUUAGGAACUCUAAAGCAGCAUGGAUUCUGUUGGCUCUGGAUGUAUGUUUCUUCAGUUGCAUCUACCUAUGAACAGUCAUGGGAAUCAGUUCUAAUGUUAAAAUAAUUCCAGUAUGUUAAAUAGGACCACAGCAUCGAUGGAAAUACAGAAGAUUACCUGUCAAGGGGGUGAAAGGUGUUUCAGAGUGAUGAUUAUCCAACCCCUCUGGCAACAGAAAACCUCACUUCUGCCACCACAUUAUGACUGGCAUGUGCAGUGGUACCUGUCUGUUACAAUGCAUUUAUUUUUCUUUCUGCUACAGAAUUUUGGACGAUGUUAAAAAAAAAAAUACUGCUUGGCAGCGUGUUCUGUUCGCUCUGUCACGGACUAAGCAUUUUAUUGCAUGAUAAACGUUUGGCCAUCAAAAUGUUCUACAAUUUCCUGUAACUGAAACAAUGUUUUAAACCCGUUAGAAAAAAAAAAAACCUUUUGAUCCUCCAAAACCACGAAGACGGGUUUAAACCGUAUCCAGUGCAAGUCUGCCGAAAGGAAAGAAAAAAACGCAUUCUCAAUUACUCUUACGGGAUUCUAAAUUCCUCGGAUAGCUGCGCUCGUAUAUGCAGAUAUGUUUAUUUAUGUCUGUCUGUCUCUACACUCAUACAUAUACGCAGAUCAAAACUUUACAACAGAAUGCAUGCUGUCUUGCGAUGAGGAUCUGUUCACCUCAUAUCCAUGUUCACUCUUAUUUUGUAUAUCAUUGUUAAUAUUUCUCAGGCACUUAAUCGUAGAGAUAGAUACAGUCAUUACGGUAUUUAUUUUAACUUAUCAGUUUAUAAAACCUUCAGCUGUAAUACUAGAGGUUUGCCAAGUCUACUGUAGGUCAUAUGUUAGUGCAGACGUAGAAGCCAACCUUAAGUCU
Molecule: messenger RNA, 3853 nt
Organism: Spea bombifrons (plains spadefoot toad)
Lineage: Eukaryota; Metazoa; Chordata; Amphibia; Anura; Pelobatidae
Gene: KIT
Product: KIT proto-oncogene, receptor tyrosine kinase
Exons: 21
Coding region: 60-2945 (961 amino acids)
Biological process (GO): Fc receptor signaling pathway; protein phosphorylation; positive regulation of MAP kinase activity
Cellular component (GO): signaling receptor complex
Molecular function (GO): transmembrane receptor protein tyrosine kinase activity; ATP binding; cytokine binding
Source: RefSeq, a predicted model, not a curated record